GUGCAGUGUUCUCUAGCCUGUCAGCAGCUCGUCAUCGCUCGUGUACUGUCUGUGCGUGCACGGCCGCAGGCGCGCCAUUGAGGGGCCGGGCAGGAAAAUCUCAGAAGACCAAUUUCAACACACACAAUAAAGAAAAGGGGCAGCUGACGUGUCGCGCCAUAACGUGACGUAUACGGCCCGGAGGCGUCACGAUUGACGUUUAUUGCAUUCCAGCCGCACUUAUGGAGAUACCGGCGUUCCUCCUAUAGGCGAGCAGCUUUUGCAAACCCCCGCCCCCUUCUUAAACAUAAAUGACGUUCACAAAGUGAGGAAUUGUACUGAUAUCUGCCUGCACAUAAACAAAGGCACAUUGCAAUCCGAGGAGCGUUCACAACACAGACAAGGAACAGAAGAAAGAGUUUCAGACACUUUUCGCCACUGAUGAACUCGUGUGAAGAAAAUUCCGGAUCGCAAUAGAACUAAUCCGUUAAUUGGCAGUAAUAUUUUAAGGACAACUGUCUCUGUGAAUUAUCCAUGACUGGGACUGGACACCUACUCGUAACUUGGAAGGCAGUUUGAUUACAUGUAAAGACGGAACCGUCACAGCAAUCAAAUCUUGGUUCGGAAGAGCUUCCCCUACCGAGCCCGAAUACCGAGUCAGGGCAGCGAGGUGCCGAGAGCAGCCAACCCAUUGACAACGCAUUGACAACGGCCGAGCCUCUGGCAGCCUACCGAGCCAACAUUCAGCGAGCCAAAUAUCUCCCUUCCUCAGCACACACAGGUACACACUGGAGGCUACCUGGGGAAUACACACAGAAGAUGUUCCUUGUGCCGCCUUCUGGCGACAAGGUGGUGGGGGAGGGGCGCAAGGUUGGAACAGAUAUGCCCUGUGUGCAAACUCAAUACAGCUCGUCGCCACAAGGUGCCAGUUUUGCGGCUCAGAGUUACGUUUAUGGUGGAGAUUACAGCUCUGACUUCGUACAUACUGAACCCCCCUACAUGAAGUUUGGCGUGGACAUGGGCAGCACUGAGAUUACAGCCACUACAUCCCUGCCCAGUUUCAGUACCUUCAUGGAGACGGGUUACUCCGGCAGCUACGAGUUUAAACCGUCCUGUGUGUAUCAAAUGCAUUCUUCUUCUCAGAGACCCCUCAUUAAACUGGAAGACCCCUCCCAUCACAGCUACCAGCCUUCCAUCCAGCACCAAGCAGAGGACAUCAUGCCAUCCACCUCCAUUUACUUCAAGCAGUCUCCCCCUUCGACUCCUACAACACCACAGUUCACAACUCCGCAGGCAUCUAUUUGGGAUGAACCCCACACUUUGCCUCCAGUGACCCAGACUUGUAUGGCCUCCGGCCAUAUCUUGGAUGCUUCCCUGAAGACCACGGCACCGAGAUUCCCAGUAUUUGCCUUCAAACAAUCUCCGCCUCACACUCCAGCCUCCAGCAGCCAUGUGUGUUACGAACCCACGCUGAACAUGCCAAUGGGAGCUGAUAGUACAUCCACACAGUCUGUAAUGGACACGCAUCAAUAUUCACUGCACUUGGUUAAGGGGUCUGGCUUGGGCUUUCACCCAUUGCCUGUUGGGCAGAGUACCCAGAGCCUCCCUUCUCCCCCGAACAGAGGCUCCUCGUCCGCAGAGGGGAUGUGUGCUGUUUGUGGAGACAAUGCAGCCUGUCAGCAUUAUGGAGUCAGGACCUGCGAGGGAUGCAAGGGAUUUUUUAAGAGGACAGUGCAAAAAAAUGCAAAAUACGUUUGCCUGGCAAACAAAAAUUGUCCCGUGGACAAGAGGCGGCGUAAUCGAUGCCAGUACUGCAGGUUCCAGAAAUGCCUCAGUGUGGGGAUGGUUAAGGAAGUGGUCCGUACUGACAGUUUAAAGGGGAGAAGGGGUCGUCUGCCCUCCAAACCAAAGAGCCCUCUCCAGGAACCAUCACCACCAUCACCCCCAAUCAGUUUCAUGAACGCUCUUGUUCGGGCACUUGUAGACACCACUCCCAGCAGUCACAAUUACUCUCAGUUCUGUGCUACUGAACAGCCAACAGCUGGAAACGACGCUGAGUAUGUGCAUCAGUUCUAUGGGCUCCUUGCUAGCUCUAUGGAGGUCACUCAGAACUGGGCUGAAAAAAUACUAGGAUUCAGCGAUCUUCCUAAAGAAGAUAAGGCUCUACUCAUUGAAUCUUCUUUCCUCGAACUCUUUGUAUUGAGACUUUCUCACAGAUCUGCUCCAGCAGAGGAUAAGUUUGUGUUCUGUAAUGGACUUGUUUUGCAUCGACUUCAGUGCCUUCGUGGAUUUGGUGAAUGGCUUGACACAAUCAAGGAAUUCUCUACAAAUUUACAAAGCCUUAAUUUUGAUGUUUCAACUUUUGCAUGUCUAGCGGCUCUCGUUAUGAUCACAGAUCGCCAUGGGUUAAAGGAACCAAAGAAAGUGGAAGAAUUGCAAUCCCGGAUCAUCAGUUGCUUGAAGGAACACGUAUCUUUCAACAGUCCUGGAGAAAGCAAAGGGCAGCCGUUAUCCAAGGUAGUGGCGAUCAUCCCUCAGCUGCGUUCUCUCUGUACGCAGGGGCUCCAACGCAUUUUCUACCUAAAACUCGAGGACCUGGUGCCACCCCCAGCCAUCAUCGACAAACUGUUUCUGGAUACACUGCCUUUUUGAGAUGUUUUACCUCUUUUUUCUUUUUCUUGACAAUAACACACUUCUGUAACCAAGUGGAUUGUGUUUAGGGGAGAAUAAAACAACUGGUGCUCUGCCGUCUGUACCCUACAAAGCAGCUCUUAACAUCCAUAUCCAAGGAUAUUUCCUGGUUCUUUAUUCUGAAGGAUCCUAUACAUUAAAACUCCUUGCUGCUUUUGGGAAUGCUAAGGUGGCACCUUGAGAACGAAGCCUGAUAGAAGUGAUUAUCUGACUCCUUUUCGGUCUGUAAUUUGUCAACCCAAAAUUCUUGGGUGACUACUAUAACUUUUUUUUUAAAUGUUAACAACAAAGUUGUUACAAAGAUAGUAUGCUUUUUAUUGUGAUUGAUGCCUUUAGUAUAGCUCCUGAUGUGUCAUAUGUACAGCAAGUGGUGGUGCAAGGAGUCACCGCUGAUGAAAAGCUCUGUUUUUAGAAUGCAGUGAUGAAAGGCUGUUGGCUCACAUGUCCAAGUGCAAUUUAUUUGAAAGUGCUACAACUUCAAGAAGUUUAUUUUGUUGGUUUUGUUUUUUUUUUCCGAACUCUAAUUUAUUGUAAUACUAAAAGAAUUUGAUGAAAUAUAAGAUAUUGCUGGCACUAACUUUACUGACAAAGUUACCUGAACUUGAAUUAUAGUGAUAUAUGUACUGAUGAAAGUACAGUUGAUGCAGGGACACUUUGUGAACCAGAAGAGCACCUACAGAUUGCAUAGGAAGAAGAAUAUAUAGGGAGUCAAGGGGUUGUGUGGGGGUGGGGGGGCUUCGAGAAACACAUUUAAUUUUUACAAUCUUUUGUGAAGUGUUUUAAGGAUGAUCAUGUACAGUUUGGACAGAAAGAUCUCAAGGUACAAGAAGAAUCAAAUAUUCUGUCAGAUUUAGUUGUUCCACCAGCCGACUUUACAAAUCCAGCAGUUUCUACUGAAUACUGUAGUUGUAAGAAUGUAGGUGCUAGUAGGAUGCAGAUCAACUGCAUUAAACAUUCCGUGUUCGUAAAAGUUUUUUGUAUGAUGUUUAUACUGUUGAUGCCAUAUACUAAUACAAAAUACUUUUGUUGCAUAACGUCUUUUCUAUAAAGAUUAUAUGCAUGUUAUUGUAAUGGCUUUGCCUGUAUUUAUUGCAACAAUUGCUGGUUGCUUAGAGUAACUCUGCAGGCUGAAUUCAGGAACCUUAGCUGUUAAAGGGGCAGUGCCUUGUGUUUGAGUGAAUUCACAAACCAUCUCUGUGCUCCCUCAGCAUCCAAUAGUGUUCUGUUGUGUUAGCCUGUGUGUUUUCAAAUGUUGAGUACAUUGUACAUAGAUAUGUAAAUUAAAAUAUUAAAUUGAAUAACAUUUUAUCAUAAGAUACUUGACUUUGGAGAAUUUUCUGAAAUUCAUCUUUUGGCCACAGUUUAUAUUAGAUCAGAUCUAAUUGUG
Mobula hypostoma (lesser devil ray) is the source of this 4057-nucleotide messenger RNA. RefSeq names its product nuclear receptor subfamily 4, group A, member 3 (gene nr4a3). The coding region runs from base 799 to 2631 and encodes 610 amino acids. The record is from RefSeq and is a predicted model, not a curated record. Gene Ontology annotation, molecular function: zinc ion binding; nuclear receptor activity; nuclear glucocorticoid receptor binding. Gene Ontology annotation, biological process: regulation of transcription by RNA polymerase II; cellular response to corticotropin-releasing hormone stimulus. The transcript has 8 exons. Lineage: Eukaryota; Metazoa; Chordata; Chondrichthyes; Myliobatiformes; Myliobatidae. Gene Ontology annotation, cellular component: nucleus; transcription regulator complex.